Messenger RNA from Magallana angulata, 483 nucleotides. RefSeq names its product kunitz-type serine protease inhibitor C-like. The record is from RefSeq and is a predicted model, not a curated record. Gene Ontology annotation, biological process: negative regulation of peptidase activity. Bases 13 to 453 code for a protein of 146 amino acids. Lineage: Eukaryota; Metazoa; Mollusca; Bivalvia; Ostreida; Ostreidae. The transcript is spliced from 5 exons. Gene Ontology annotation, molecular function: serine-type endopeptidase inhibitor activity.
GCAUUACGCGAAAUGUUUUUGGUAUUUGAUCGAAGAAACAUGGAGAAAAUACUUGUCAUAGGACUUAUGUGUGCUCUAUCCGUUGUAGUCAGUGGUUCUAGAGGGUAUGGCUACUACCGUAAGCCACCUCCUCCUUCCGGAGGAGUGUGUAGUUUACGACCCGAUGUAGGAGAAUGUGACGGAAUAUGUCCACGGUUUUACUAUGAUGCACGAAGGCGGACUUGUCGAAGAUUCAACUAUGGUUGCUGCGGAGGAAAUGCAAACAACUUCAAAACUAAGGCCCUCUGUCAGAGAGUGUGUGGAAGGCGGAAGCCGUGUCCACUUAUUUUCUGUUUUGUUGGAGCUUGUACAAUUCAAACUUGUCCCAACUUCCCAAAAGCAACAUGUGUGGCUGUGUGUCCGUGUGAGUCCCUCUGGCUAUACAAUGGAGAGGACGUCACCAGUCGAUGCUGAUCAAUGACCAAUAAAUUUUUAUAAGUAAAA